Molecule: messenger RNA, 3066 nt
Organism: Charadrius vociferus (killdeer)
Lineage: Eukaryota; Metazoa; Chordata; Aves; Charadriiformes; Charadriidae
Gene: MAP4K3
Product: mitogen-activated protein kinase kinase kinase kinase 3
Exons: 33
Coding region: 88-2580 (830 amino acids)
Biological process (GO): protein phosphorylation
Molecular function (GO): ATP binding; MAP kinase kinase kinase kinase activity
Source: RefSeq, a predicted model, not a curated record
AAUGUCAACACGGGUGAGCUAGCAGCAAUUAAAGUAAUAAAACUAGAACCAGGAGAAGAUUUUGCUGUUGUGCAGCAGGAAAUCAUAAUGAUGAAAGACUGUAAACAUCCAAACAUUGUUGCUUAUUUUGGCAGCUAUCUCAGACGAGACAAGCUAUGGAUUUGCAUGGAGUUUUGUGGAGGUGGCUCUCUACAGGAUAUCUAUCAUGUGACUGGACCACUUUCAGAACAGCAGAUUGCCUACGUUAGCAGAGAAACACUACAGGGACUAUAUUAUCUUCACAGUAAAGGAAAAAUGCACAGAGAUAUAAAGGGAGCAAACAUUCUUUUAACGGAUAAUGGACACGUAAAAUUAGCUGAUUUUGGAGUAUCUGCACAGAUAACAGCUACAAUUGCCAAAAGGAAAUCAUUCAUUGGCACGCCAUAUUGGAUGGCACCAGAAGUUGCUGCAGUAGAAAGAAAAGGUGGCUAUAACCAACUCUGUGACCUGUGGGCAGUUGGAAUAACUGCUAUAGAGCUCGCUGAACUUCAGCCUCCAAUGUUUGACCUGCAUCCAAUGAGAGCACUUUUUCUAAUGACGAAAAGCAACUUCCAGCCUCCUAAAUUAAAGGACAAAAUGAAAUGGUCCAAUAGUUUCCAUCAUUUUGUGAAAAUGGCACUUACAAAAAAUCCUAAAAAAAGACCUACAGCUGAAAAGUUACUACAGCAUCCUUUUGUUACCCAGCCAUUAAAUCGAAGUCUUGCUAUUGAGCUUUUGGAUAAAAUGAAUAAUCCUGAUCAUUCCACUUACCAUGAUUUUGAUGAUGAUGAUCCUGAGCCUCUUGUAGUGCCUCAUAGAAUUCAUUCGACGAGUAGAAACGUGAGAGAAGAAAAGACGCGCUCUGAAAUAAACUUUGGUCAAGUAAAAUUUGAUCCACCCUUGAGGAAAGAGACAGAGCCACAUCAUGAAUUUCUUGACAGUAGCGAUUUUUUGGACAAUUCAGAAGAAGUAUACUACACUGCAAGAUCUAACCUGGACCUACAGCUAGAAUAUGGUCAUGGUCCUCAGUGUGGCUACUUCUUGGGUGCGAAUAAGAGUCUCUUAAAAUCAGUUGAAGAAGAACUGCAUCAGCGGGGACACGUGGCACAUUUAGAAGAUGAUGAUGAUGCAGACGAUGAUGCUAAACAUGCUACUAUGAAACCUAAAGUGCCACCUCCUUUACCACCAAAGCCUAAAUCCAUCUUUAUCCCCCAAGAAUCUCAUUCUUCUGAAAAUGAUAGUCAAGGGACAAUCAAGAGAUGCCCAACAUCCGAGAGUCCGGCAAAAUCUGCAUCUCAGGUUCCACCCAGACCGCCACCUCCUCGGUUACCUCCACAGAAAUCUAAUGCUUUGGGCAAUGGAGUCACUUCUGUACAAUUAAAUGGUGAAAGAGAGGGAUCACCACCUCAACAGAAUGAAGCUAGAGACCCUAAUUUUUCAAGAAAAGAAAAGAAGGAAAUACUGAAACCAAUUAGUAACGGCCUUCCUCCCACACCUAAAGUACACAUGGGUGCUUGCUUUUCAAAGGUUUUCAAUGGCUGUCCAUUAAAAAUUCAUUGUGCAACAUCGUGGAUAAAUCCAGAUACAAGAGAUCAGUACUUGAUAUUUGGUGCAGAAGAAGGUAUUUACACACUGAACCUCAAUGAACUUCAUGAAACAUCAAUGGAGCAGCUAUUUCCCCGAAGGUGUACAUGGUUAUAUGUCAUGAACAAUUGCUUGUUAUCAAUAUCUGGUAAAGCUUCUCAGCUUUAUUCCCAUAAUCUGCCAGGACUCUUUGAUUAUGCAAGGCAAAUGCAAAAGUUACCCGUUGCUAUUCCAGCACAUAAACUCCCUGACCGAAUACUUCCAAGGAAGUUUGCAGUGUCUACAAAAAUUCCUGACACUAAAUGGUGUCAGAAGUGUUGUGUUGUGAGGAAUCCCUCCACGGGCCACAAGUACCUUUGUGGAGCACUACAGUCUAGCAUUGUUUUGUUAGAAUGGGUUGAACCAAUGCAGAAAUUUAUGUUAAUCAAGCACAUAGAUUUUCCCGUACCUUGUCCACUGAGAUUGUUUGAAAUGCUGGUAGUUCCUGAGCAAGAAUUCCCUUUAGUUUGUGUCGGUGUCAGUCGAGGAAGAGACUUCAACCAGGUGGUGAAGUUUGAGACCGUCAACCCAAAUUCUACCUCUUCAUGGUUUACAGAAACAGACACUACAGAGACAAGUGUUGUCCAUGUAACACAGCUGGAGAGAGAUACCAUUUUGGUGUGUUUGGAUUGCUGCAUAAAAAUAGUGAACCUGCAAGGCAGGUUAAAAUCCAGCCGCAAACUGUCAUCGGAGCUCACGUUUGACUUUCAGAUUGAAUCAAUCGUCUGUCUACAAGACAGCGUGUUAGCGUUCUGGAAACAUGGCAUGCAAGGAAGGAGUUUUAGAUCAAAUGAGAUCACUCAAGAAAUUUCUGAUAAUACGAGGAUAUUCAGGCUUCUGGGAUCUGACAGGGUGGUGGUGCUGGAGAGCAGGCCGACGGAUAACCCAACAGCCAACAGCAAUUUAUAUAUCCUGGCAGGGCACGAGAACAGUUACUGAGGAGAGCGCGUGGCAGGCGGCUCGCCCCGACAAGAGAACACUCCUCCUGCCGCAGCGCUUGUGGCUGUGCUGAAACGGCACGAAAGCUGCAGCACGCCGACUUCAGUUACUUUAUAAUUUAUUGUGGCACAAGAGGGAGAACCGUUCGUGGGAUGGACACGCAAGCCUCGUGAUGGCAAGGAAGUGCUUAAUUUGCUGUUAUGUAAUCUUUGUACAUAUGCAGUAUUUUUCAGUGAAAGUUCUCGCUGAAGACCUACACUGACGUUCUGUAGAUAGCGAUCCUCCUGUUCAGUACAAGUGUCUUACCUGUACAGAUGUAAAAGUCACUGAGGAUGCAAAAAUGCAAUUGGGGUACUAUUUUAAGGACUUCUCCUGUGUUUAUUAUAAAGUGGGAUGCUAGCGACAAAUAUAGUACAUUUAACAACACUAUUGUAUUUUAUUUUAUGUAAUUUACUAAUACAAAUAAAUCUUAACUUUUAGAUAUUG